Messenger RNA from Epinephelus fuscoguttatus (brown-marbled grouper), 4817 nucleotides. RefSeq names its product basonuclin 1 (gene bnc1). Gene Ontology annotation, cellular component: nucleus. Lineage: Eukaryota; Metazoa; Chordata; Actinopteri; Perciformes; Serranidae. Bases 356 to 3601 code for a protein of 1081 amino acids. Gene Ontology annotation, biological process: regulation of transcription by RNA polymerase I. The transcript is spliced from 5 exons. The record is from RefSeq and is a predicted model, not a curated record.
ACACACUGAACAUCUUGAGUAGUUUAGAGCCAGUCCACGGCAACAUUAGAGGAGAGAAAGCAGAGGAGGCGUGUGUGUGUGUGAGAGUGUGUGUGUGUGUGCUGAGCAGUGAGAGUAAAAGCACAGUGACUUCUCUUUUUUGUGGAGUGUUGGUGGCUCAGUGUGUGUCAGUGUGUGUGUGAGAGAAGACAGAGGAGCAGAGUACAUGUGUGUCUGUGUUGUUGAAGGAGAUGCUGCUGGGUGUGAUGGCUCUUUUGCGUUAGUAUUUGUGCGGACAGGAGAGUUGGAGGCAGUUGUUUUGUGGGACUCGCGGGGAAUGGCAAACUCCACGGUAUCCUUGGAAACAUCCGACUAAAUGACAAUGGCCGAGGCGAUCUGCUGCACUUUGGUGAACUGUAACUGCGACAGCUUCAAGCCUGGGAAGCUGAAGAGGAGGCAGUGUGAAAACUGCAAGCAUGGCUGGGUAGCACACGCCCUGAGUAAACUGAAGGUGCACCACAUGUACCAGAGCAGCCAGGUGGAGAUUGUGCACUCCAACGUGGUGUUCGAUAUCUGCAGCCUGAUGCUGUACGGCACCCAGGCCAUCCCCAUCCGCCUCAAGAUCCUCCUGGACCGCCUGUUCUCUGUCCUCAAGCAGGAGGAGGUCAUCCAGAUCCUCAACGCACUCGACUGGACGCUGCAGGACUACAUACGAGGAUAUGUGCUCCAGGAUAUAGCAGGAAAGGUACUGGACCGCUGGGCCAUCAUGACGUUCGAGGAGGAGAUUGCCACGCUGCAGCAGUUCCUGCGUUUCGGCGAGACAAAGUCCAUAGUGGAGCUGAUGGCUCUGCAGGACAAGGAGGGCCAGGCGGUGUUGGUUCCCAGUACCCGCACCAACUCAGACAUCCGCACUUUCAUUGAGCGCAACACCCCACGCACCGCUGCCAACCUCUCCACAUCCAAAGUUGAAAAGCUGAGCAGCAGCAGCAUGCACCACUUUGAGAACUUUGUCAACAGCAUGGCGUUCAUGCUGCCCUUCCAGCUGUUAGGCUCUGUUCCUGCACCGUUUCUGGGCUCACCGACCGGGGCACCACAGCAGCAGCAGCAGCACCAGCAACACCAGCAGCACCAGCAGCCAUGCCGCGGGUCAAUGGAGCAGCAGACUCAGAGACGAGACGAUCAGUGUCGGGAUGGUUUAGGGAGGGACAACCCGCUCUCUCUUUCACACCCUCCAGAGAACAGCCUGCUGGGAUCCAGCUCCGUCUCAUAUACUGGUGAUCUCGACCGAAGUGGAGACAAGACGAUGGACAGCCUCUCCACCACCACUAAGAUCGAGGCAGAGGACUUCUCCACGAGUGACAACUACUCAGAUGGACCCUCCACACCGUGCACACCCUCUAUGAGCUCUGAUGUAACACAGAUGUCCCCCGACGGCAAGCUGCGCUCUCUGGACAGGAAUGGGAGCGGCGGUGGAGGGGUCUCAGGAGGCGGUGGGGGAGGAUGCUCUCUGAAGAAGGGUCGCGUGUUUUGCAACGCCUGUGAGAAGACAUUCUACGACAAAGGCACGCUGAAAAUCCACUACAACGCAGUGCACCUGAAGAUCAAGCACAAGUGUACCAUUGAGGGCUGCAACAUGGUGUUCAGCUCGCUGCGCAGCCGCAAUCGCCACAGUGCCAACCCCAACCCGCGGCUACACAUGCCUAUGAACCGCAACAACCGGGACAAAGACCUGCGGGGCAGCUUGUCUGCUGACGAGAGCUCUCAAGGAGAGAAGAGGCCUGAAUAUGGAACCCCCAUCCCUGUCUGCACCUCAGAAAGCCAUAAGUCAGUGCCCAGCUACAUGGUGAGCCAUGUGGACACCGGCUCUAAACUCCACAGCAGCUCGUUCCCCAGCAUGGGCCAGAGUGGCAUCCUCUUCCCUAACCUUAAAACAGUACAGCCAGUCCUGCCUUUCUACCGCAGCCUGGUGACCCCGGCCGAGCUCGCCAACACCCCAGGAACACUCCCCUCCCUCCCUCUGUUAUCCUCCUCUGUGCCCAUCAAACCCAUCAUGGCCCCUGAACCCUGCAUUACAGACCCUAUACCAAAGAAAAAGUCUCGCAAGUCAAGCAUGCCAAUAAAGAUAGAGAAGGAAGUGGUGGAGCGAGAUGAGCAGAUGGAUAAGGGCAGCAGCUCUGAGGACGAGGCUCCUCUACAGGGCAGGGACAGGGAAGAGUGUGAUGGAGGUCGAGCAGAGGGGCACAUGUGUGCUGGGGAGGAGAGGGAGGCCAGAGGGGCUUACGCUGGUGAAGAGAAGGAAAGGGAGGGCGCCAAGCAUCUGUUGGACCAAACAUUAGACAGAGAAAUGACAGCGAGGGAGGACAAAGAUGACGGGCUGAGGCAAGCUGAAACAGGGGUCAUCACCUGCGCAUCCUCCCCCUUCGAGGACAGACUGAUGGACAAUCACUGUGACAACAAUUUACUCAGUCAGGAACCCAAUGGCAACGAAGAGCGGGAGGACAGGGAGCAUGCUAACACUGACAAGAUGUCAGAGCUCAGAUGGGAUGAGGGUGAGCACAGGCUGACUAACGGGGGCGCUCUACAGCUCAUAGACCGUGAGAGGGAGGGAUCAGACGGCUGCUUGGAUGACUCCGAUCUGUCUCAACUCGACCCCAACGCUGACCUGCCACACCACUGUGAGAUCUGCAGUAAGACCUUUAAGAACCCCUACAGCGUCAAGAUGCACUACCAAAAUGUCCACCUGAAGGAGAUGCACAUGUGCACGGUGGACGGCUGCAACGCCGCCUUCCCCUCCCGCAGGAGCCGAGACAGACACAGUGCGAAUUUGAACCUGCACCACAAGCUGCUGACCAAAGACUCAUUCAGCCCAGCCAACACCCUGUACCUGCCCUCAUCCCACUGUAAAGACAGAGACUCUGUUGGCCUGGACUACUACCAGGACCAGCGGGACCUGCUCCAUCGAGAACCAACCAGCCAGACCUCCGUCAUCUUCCGAGGACACAAUCGCAUGGGCCUGGUCUUCCCAAUGAGCAAAAUGUCCACUGCACCAAACAGUGCUGAAGCAUCUCCCCUGGGAGAGAUGGAGGGAUUAGGAGGAGGAGGAGGAGGAGGAGGAGGAGGAAGUGGGGAGGAUGGGGCAGUCCUGGACCUGAGCACCUCCUCCGCCGCUCCACCUCGCGGCGGCGGCAGUGCUCGAUCUUCCUGGGACUCAGAUGGUGCCGGCAGUGAGGAAGGGGAAGGGAUUGAAGAGGAUGAGGAGGCGCUCCCCAUGGAGGACAGUGAGGAAAGCUGCGAUGGGAUGGGUGUGGGGGGGCCUGGGGGCGAGGAGUUGGCACUCGGGGGAGAGAGGACCCUGAGCUGCAUUGGGAAUGGGCAAGGCGGACUUCAGGGAGGUGGGGGUGGAUCUCCGAUAACCUGCCACGUCUGCCAAAAGGUCUACAGCAACAAGGGCACGUUCAGAGCUCAUUACAAGACUGUCCAUCUGCGACUGCUUCACAAGUGUAAAGUCCCCGGCUGCGACACGUCCUUCUCCUCGGUGCGAAGUCGAAACAGGCACAGCCAGAACCCGAACCUUCACAGGAACCUAGCUGUUAGUUCAGGUGCCACCAUGGACCAGGAGUAGGGAUGUGAGCUCAUACACCAACAUGACUGAUUUUCCUAAUUGUCUUUUUGUUGUUGUUGUUGUUGUUUUUGGGCACCUAAAGAAGGCUCACCAAUUAGCACUUUUUAAGUUCCACACCGUCGUCCAUCCUGUCAUCAUAUUUCAGAGAAAGAGGAGCAAAAACAAGUACAGAGUUCUUCUGCUGUGACAAAACUGAAACUCGAUUUUGUAACAAAUAAUUUUUUCUGCAAGGCAAAAAUUUGAUCAAGCUUUUCACACACCUAUCUGUGUUUACACAUCAACACACAAAGAAUAACUGAAACAAUCACUUGUCAGUAAAUUAAUUUUCAACAUUGAGAAAUACAACCUUAAAGGAACAGUGUGAAGGAUUUAGUGGCAUCUAGUGGUGAGGAUUACAGAUUGCAACCAGCUGAAACUUCUCCCAUGUGCCGAACAUAAACUCAACGGUGAACCAUUAACCGUCAAUGAGUUAACAAUAUUUUUGAGUGGUUACACGUCAUGCUAUGGGUUAAUUUUGCUACUCUACAGUUUAACAUUACUGGGCUGUGCACCACCCAGGUCUGGUGGGAGCUAGCUAACUAGCAGCACUGCUCAUUUGGCGAUUACCGCCAGUAACGCCAUCCCAACCCACCAACCCUGCCGUGGAAACAUUGUGCCCACCCUCCGGUCUCGGCCCAGCUCCCCCUGGUGAGUAAGUGGCUCAAUUUUGAACUGUUAAACCUUCACUGUUAGCUUUGGUACCACCCUUAGCGGUGUCACAGGGCUAGUGAUGCUAACAAAGUAAUAGUGCUAAAAGGGUACUGUGGCUCGAAAUGAAGCCGCUUACUCACCAGGGGCACCUCAGGGGAGACCGGAGGGUGGGCACAAUGCCUCCGCAGCAAUGCAUUCUGCCACUGGGACGACGUUACAAGCUGUAAUUGAGAAAAGAGUGGUGCUGCUAGCUAGCUAACAUUAGCUUCCACCCAAACCAGGUGGUUUGCCCAAGGAACCAGAGAUCGGAGGGUGUGCAGUGGGCCCGUUUCCACAAGUUAACGUGGCUGGCCUGCUGUCUGACAGCAAAGCCAACAGAAAUAAAAAAAAGAAGACAUUUAUAUCACAAAACAUGAAAAUUUCACCACCUCUAAAUGAUGGCGCUAAAGCUCACUGAGGCAAAAGAGUUUAGGCUAAAAGGAAAGGUUACUUGUAUUUCACGUCUUUUUUUUUUUAUUUUUUUUUG